This is a messenger RNA of Pimephales promelas (fathead minnow), 3335 nucleotides long. RefSeq names its product protein phosphatase 6, regulatory subunit 2b (gene ppp6r2b). Gene Ontology annotation, molecular function: protein phosphatase regulator activity; protein phosphatase binding. NCBI's taxonomy places the organism in Eukaryota, Metazoa, Chordata, Actinopteri, Cypriniformes, Leuciscidae. Gene Ontology annotation, cellular component: nucleus; cytosol. The record is from RefSeq and is a predicted model, not a curated record.
UGUCGGCCAUUUUGACUUGAGAAAUAAUGUCCAAAUCUUUUUCUGCUAACAGUUUAAAGCUCUGAAGGGGCCAGCCAGUGCUGAAGCGGGGUUGCUGGAGGAGGUAGGACGUUUGGGGAUCUAUGGAUGCAGGACGAUGUAUCGUAACAAAUAUCUCACAUCUCCCCUCGCCCUUUGACACCGUACAGAACAGGUCUUAUCACAGAUUGCUGUUUGUUUGUCUGACAUCUUAAAGUGUUUCUGGUGCCUGUGUUGUAAUGUAAGGCAGCCCUUGUGGAUGGGUGGGUUAUCUGACCACUGACCACUCAAUCUAGGAAACCAAUGUGUGUAAACUGGUCUCUGCAUCCCAACCAAGGAAACGCACUAUCUCCCUCAAGGCGCUCUUUCUUUCUUCUAUAGGCUGCAGUCAUGUUCUGGAAGUUUGACCUACACAACUCAUCUCAAGUUGAUAAGCUCUUGGAGAAGGAGGAUGUGACCCUACAGGAGUUGCUGGAUGAAGAUGAUGUGCUACAGGAGUGCAAGGCCCAGAAUCAGCGCCUCCUCCUCUUCCUCACCCGAGACAGCAGCAUGCUGGAGCUUAUCAACCUCAUCACGCACGAGCCCCCUACUGACCGGGAGGAGAAAGUGCGCUACAAGUAUGCUAAUGUAGCAUGCGAGUUGUUGACAUGCGAUGUGUCCCUCAUCAACGAUAAAGUUGGUGGAGACGAGUCUCUGCUGAAGACACUCUAUACCUUCCUAGAGCAGACGCCACCGCUGAACCCUCUACUGGCCUCGUUCUUCAGUAAAACUGUUGGCAACCUCAUCACCCGCAAGACAGAGCAGAUGAUUGGUUUCCUAAAGAAAAAAGAGGAUUUUAUAGGGCAGGUGUUGAAACACUUGGACACGUCGGCCAUGAUGGAUCUGGUGUUGCGUCUCAUUAGCAGCGUGGAGCCUGCUUGUCUCAGACAGGAAGUGCUUAGUUGGCUGAAUGAAGAGAGGCUGAUCCAGAGACUCAUUGAGCUGAUACACCCUCGCAGUGACGAUGAGAGGCAGUCGAACGCAUCUCAGACCCUGUGUGACAUCAUCCGUCUGAGCAGAGAUCAGGCCAGUCUGCUACAGGAAGCUUCAGAGGCCGACCCUUUGCUCACAACACUAGAGCUACAGCAGAAUGUGGAGGCCCUAUUGAAGAACAUGUUUGAAGGAGAAAAGAGUGAAAUGUGCAUCGUCUAUGGAACGCAAGUGUUACUCACAUUGUUGGAAACUCAGAGACCUGGUGUUGAGCAGGUGACUGACCCGUGCUCUCAGGGAUUGGAAAAGUCUUACACUGUUAACAACAGCAUUUUAAUGGGCAUCCAACCACAUCUAAAGCACUUCCACCACCUUCUAUUAAACCCACUCAAGAAAUGUGUGAUGUUGACCACGAUGGGCAUUCUUGAGGAACCGUUUGGCAACGCGCGGCUGUCUGCGUCCAGAUUGAUGGCUGCUCUCCUGUACACCAGAGCUCCCAGAAUCCACCAGGAGCUCUGCCAGAUGAACAUGAUCAACCUGCUGCUGGACUUGUUUUUUAAAUUCUCCUGGAAUAACUUCCUACACAUCCAAGUGGAGCACUGUGUCUCUGCCAUCCUCAACCAGUCAACACAGAAUGGAAAAACGCAUGACAGUCCAGAUCAGAUUCAGCUGGAAACACAAAACUCAGACAAAUCUGACAUGUUCACAAGCUGUGACUUGAUAAAGCAUCUACUGAAGGACUGCAGGCUGGUUCAGAGGAUUUUGGAUGCUUGGGAAGAAAAUGACAAAACACAGGAAGCUGGAGGCAUGAGAAGAGGAUAUAUGGGUCACCUGACCAGGAUUGCCAACACGGUUGUGCAGAAUGCAGAGAGAGAACAAGAACAGACCCAAAUCACACAACUAUUAAAGGAGCUACCAGAGGACUAUAAAGCUCGCUGGGAGCAGUUUGUGAAUGAAACACUAAUGGAAACUAACAAGAAGAACACUGCAGACCUGGUGUUCUCAGAUUAUCAGAUCCAGCAGAUGACGGCAAACUUUGUUGAUCAGUUUGGUUUGAAUGGCGAUGAGUUCGGAGAGCAUGACGGCAACAUCAGUGCCACAUUUGAUCGAAUCUCUGAGAUCAGCUUUAACCUGGGGGACAAGGGGAAGAGCUCUGCUAUCUUUGAGACUUGCACAAAGGAGCGAAUACGGCCGUUUGAAGAUCCCGAGGAGGAGGAAGAUAUUUGGGAGGAUAAAGAAAUCAACUAUGCAACACAAGUGAAAUCCAGAAGCAGGUUUGGACUGGUGACCAAUCCUCAGAAGAGUGAGGUGGACGGUGGCUCUCGCAGGCGUCUGGGAUCACCUGACAUGGAGUGGUUUCCAGAGACCAAACAAACUCCAGACAAGAUCCAGAACCAGGACAUGGAUAAGCAGUCCAGCGAUCCGCAGACAGGUCCUGGAUGGACAGCGAGUUUUGAAGAUGACUUCAGCUGUCAGGAUUUUCCUAGUAUCGCUGUAGAUACGGGCUCUAACGUGUGGGGAAGCUCUACCGCCCAGCUCAGUGAGGUGGAAGAUAAGGGAUGGGCGACUUUCACUGACUUCCAACCUUUCUGCUGUUCAGAUGCUGGACCCAGAUGCAGUUCACCCGUGGACUCGGAAAAUCCAAACAAACAGAGCCAAAAUGAAGAAAUGAAAGGCUCAUCAGCGUGUGUGUGGAGUGUGUGUGGGGCGAGGAAGGCUCCGCUGGUGGCGUCCGACAGCAGCUCCAGUGGCUCAGACAGUGAGGAAGAAGACCGAGCCAACAUCAUCACAGAGAGCGUCGCCAAGGAGAGCAUUACACUCGCCUUCGAUGCAAACAACAGUGACACUAAUGCCAAAGCAACAGAUGUCAUAGCAACAGGAACCAUGGCGAUACCCAUCACUGCUACACAGUCGCCCAAGGAGCAGAAGGGCGACUCCAGUAGUAACGGCCCAAUGUAACAGCGUUUGACUCGCCUCCAUCCCCAUGAAAACCGUUACUCCGCUCAAGAAAUGUUAAAUGCUGUGGUUUCCCUGUUUUGCCAUUUGCUGUUCCCAUCGAUCUGCAGUGUAGUUCAGUGGCUCUUUUUAGUUUGAGCAUGAGCGGUACUCUGAAUGAUUUCAUGUCUUUUUUAAUGAAGACAUCCUCACUGUUGGAGCACUGACCUUUGAACCCUGUGAGAGCGCCCCCACUACAGUCUGUGUGCGUGUUAGGCGUUGUGGAACUAGAAUAAGAUGGAGAUCCGCUGAUGGAUUCUCACGUAUAUGCAUAAAAAUGCUUGGUACGUUGACAGGCGUGAUGUUUCUAAACCAGUGUUUUCUAUUUAGAACAAGGCAUGAUAUCAAGUGUG